This is a messenger RNA of Elgaria multicarinata webbii, 1650 nucleotides long. RefSeq names its product MYG1 exonuclease (gene MYG1). Lineage: Eukaryota; Metazoa; Chordata; Lepidosauria; Squamata; Anguidae. The transcript has 7 exons. The coding region runs from base 5 to 1066 and encodes 353 amino acids. The record is from RefSeq and is a predicted model, not a curated record. Gene Ontology annotation, cellular component: cytoplasm; nucleus.
GCGCAUGCUCCGCCUGUUCGUCGGGCUUCCACGCUUCUUCACCCGGAGCCCCAUGCCUGGCCCAAAGCGGCCCCGGCCGGCCCGCAUCGGCACCCACGGGGGGACCUUCCACUGCGACGAGGCGCUCGCGUGCUUUCUCUUGCGCCUGCUUCCCUCUUAUCAGGAUGCAGAGAUCAUCCGGACGCGGGAUCCCCAGCUGCUCUCAGGCUGUGACGUGGUGGUGGACGUUGGGGGAGAGUACGACCCGCAGAAGCAUCGCUAUGACCAUCACCAGAGGUCAUUCGGAGAGUCGAUGCACAGCCUGAAACCUGAUAAACCUUGGCAGACCAAGCUGAGCAGUGCAGGGCUGGUGUACUUCCAUUUUGGCUCCCAGAUUCUGGCCAAUCAACUGGGCCUAACAGAGGACGAUCCUGUUGUGCGUGUGCUUCAUGACAAGUUGUACGAGAACUUUGUGGAGGAGAUUGACGCAAUAGACAAUGGCAUCUCCCAGUGGGACGGAGAGCCCCGCUAUGCCAUGACCACCAAUGUGAGUGCCAGAGUGGCCUACCUGAACCCCCGCUGGAAUGACAAGGAUCAGGACACUGAGGCUGGUUUCCAGAAGGCCAUGGAGCUGGUGGGCAACGAAUUCUUGGACCGCCUCGACUACUAUUACCGUGCCUGGCUGCCUGCGCGCACCCUGGUGGAGGAGGCCAUCCAGCAGCGCUUUGAGGUCGAUCCCAGCGGUGAGAUUCUGGUACUAGCCCAGGGCGGCUGCCCAUGGAAGGAGCAUCUUUUCAGCCUCGAGCAAGAGAUGGAUGUGAAGACGCCUCUCAAAUUUAUCUUGUACACAGACCAGGGUGGCCAGUGGCGGGUACAGAGUGUCCCGGCUGGGCUGCGCACCUUUCAGAACCGGUUGUCGCUUCUGGAGGAAUGGUGCGGUUUGCGCGACGAGGAGCUCUCUGAGGUCAGCGGGAUCCCUGGUUGCGUCUUUGUCCACUCCAGCGGCUUCAUUGGGGGCAACCACUCCAAGGAAGGGGCGCUGGAAAUGGCGCAGAAGACGUUGGCUCAGCAGAUGGAAGCCAACUGAAGACCUAAGCACCUCCCAGAUGGACUUGUGGGGAUUCCCCUUUCUGUGCGAUUGCCAUAAACUAUGGGUUGUUUUGAAACAAACAAAACCACCCUGUUUGCAUAUGUAUGCCUGAGACAAAAUGUUGGACGGUGAGCUGGAGAUAAACCCUCAAAACAGUGCCAGGGAUUGGAUCCAGGAUCUGCCUUCCACAAGAGGAAGGGCUCCCCUGCAGAAGGUCCCUCCACCUGAUUUUGGGAGGUCCCCUCCCCUCAUCCUGUUCUGCAGGGUCUCCUGACUCCAAGGGUGCCGGAGGGGCUGCUGUGGAAAGGAGGGUGCAGGGAAGUCUACUGCCAGCACAGUUGUACCAGCUUAAAUCUGGAUCUAACCCCUGGAAAACAACAAAGUAAAAGAAUCCUUUUGGGAAUGGGCCAGAAGGGGCUACUGAAAGUCUUUUGUCUGCUACCACCCAUCACCCACCUCCGAUUCUCUUGCAAAGAACUUAGGAGCUGGGCACAUGGGUAGGGUGACCAUAUGGAAAGGAGGACAGGGCUCCUGUAUAUUUAAUAGUUGUAUUGAAAAGGGCAUUUCAGCAGGUGUCAUUU